Spodoptera frugiperda (fall armyworm) is the source of this 1100-nucleotide messenger RNA. It is a transcript of the gene Tfb4, whose product is annotated as general transcription factor IIH subunit 3. Lineage: Eukaryota; Metazoa; Arthropoda; Insecta; Lepidoptera; Noctuidae. The coding region runs from base 151 to 1026 and encodes 291 amino acids. Gene Ontology annotation, biological process: nucleotide-excision repair; regulation of DNA-templated transcription. The record is from RefSeq and is a predicted model, not a curated record. Gene Ontology annotation, cellular component: transcription factor TFIIH core complex; transcription factor TFIIH holo complex. The transcript is spliced from 9 exons.
GUUGUUAUUUUAUUACUGUUUGUUGUAUCGGUGUUCGGUCGUAUUUUGAUUACGCCGUUGGGUUUUUUAUUAAAAAAAUAAUUUAUAUUACAUUGUGAUCAAACUUAUAUUACUUAAUUGUUUUGUGCCUAAAGGACUAACUACCAUAAAAUGGCAGACGAUGAUGCACCAUCGGACAGCAGCCUUCUAGUAAUAAUAGUGGACACAAAUCCCAACCAGAGAUAUAUAACUGAGGACCCGAAGGUGUUAACCAACUGCCUGGAUGCUGUGAUAGCCUUCGCCAACUCACAUUUGAUGCAAAAGGCUAGGAAUGAACUCGCUGUUAUAGGCUGCCAUUUUCAUAAAAGUGAAUACUUGUACCCUACUCCUGGCAAGCCACUGGAUGUGAGACAGAUUGACGGACAAUAUGAACUGUUCACAUUAGUUGAGAAAACUAUCAAAAUGAGAUUAGUAAAUUUAAUAAAAAGUCAGCCGCCCGAGGAGAAGCCUGGUGAGUCCCUGCUGGCCGGGGCAGUCGCUAUGGCACUCUGUUUUAUUGCUAAGUUUCGUCGUGAAGCGACCCCUGGUCUCCGCAUAACGGCACGUAUUCUCAUAGUGACGGGCAGCAGCGACACGGCGGCGCAAUACAUCAACUACAUGAAUGUGUUCUUCACUGCACAGAAACAGCAAGUGUUAAUAGAUGUAUGUUCACUGGACAAGCACCUCAGCUUGUUACAACAAGGAUGUGACAUCACUGGAGGACUGUACCUCAAAGUGCCCUCUCUGGAAGGAUUGCUGCAGUACUUAUUGUGGGUAUUCCUCCCCGAGACAUCAGAACGUACGAAGUUGGUGCUGCCGGGGCGAGGCCGCGUGGACUACCGCGCUGCUUGCUUCUGCCAUCGGGAACUGCUCACCAUCGGAUACGUGUGCUCCGUCUGUCUUAGUGUGUUCUGCAAGUUCAGCCCGAUAUGCACAACUUGCCACACUGUGUUCAAGAUUGGCGGUCCACUGCCCAUCAAACCGAAGAAGAAGAAAAUGAAAGUUUAAAAUAUUUGAAUCUGUUUUGUACUGUAUUAAUUAAUGUAUUGUAAAUAUAGAUGUUAAGACAUUUUAUACAAUCA